Messenger RNA from Silurus meridionalis, 2319 nucleotides. It is a transcript of the gene wtap, whose product is annotated as WT1 associated protein. The transcript is spliced from 8 exons. The coding region runs from base 458 to 1723 and encodes 421 amino acids. Gene Ontology annotation, cellular component: nucleus. Gene Ontology annotation, biological process: regulation of alternative mRNA splicing, via spliceosome. NCBI's taxonomy places the organism in Eukaryota, Metazoa, Chordata, Actinopteri, Siluriformes, Siluridae. The record is from RefSeq and is a predicted model, not a curated record.
CUUUAUUGUUAUUAAUGGCCGAAGACAACAAGUAUGGUCACCCAUGAGCACAUGCGCACUGGCUUCCUCCAGUCGCGUUCAUUCGCCGAACCCACCCACCACCCUGUCCGUUUUCAGGCUAAUCCCGCCCCCCCUGUGCACCGAUUGGCCAGCGGAUGGCGCUCACGCGCCGUUCGUCGGCGAUGCAGCCAAUCAGGUCGCUGGAUGAGGGGAGGAUUCGCGUGCGGGACAGGAGCAUGGCAACCAGUAGGGCUCGCGCGAUGCUCGGCGGCGGAGCCUCGUCGUUUUUUUCCUCGGUGAUGGCGGACGCGCCGAGAUCGCUCUGAAACGAACACAUUUCCUCUUCACUUUUAAUUUCAUAUCACGUCAAUAACGUUGGCCGUGGAGCGAAGUCGUAACCGUAUACUAAGGAAACGAGGGUCGUCUUGGUCUCACCCGGGGGGGGACGUAGAUCAAGAUGACUAAUGAAGAACCUCUCCCGAAGAAGGUUCGCCUUAGUGAAUCUGAUAUGAAGACCCUGACCAGGGAGGAGCUGUGUGCAAGGUGGAAACAGCAUGAAGCCUAUGUCCAGGUGCUCGAAGCAAAAUACGCUGAUCUAAAUUCCAAUGAUGUGACUGGUCUUAAGGAGUCUGAGGAGAAGCUGAAGCAACAACAGCAAGAGUCUGCACGCAGAGAGAACAUCCUGGUGAUGAGGCUGGCCACAAAAGAACAGGAAAUGCAGGAAUGUACAACGCAGAUCCAAUACCUGAAGCAAGUGCAGCAACCCAAUGUGGCUCAACUGAGAUCCUCCAUGGUGGACCCAGCCAUCAACUUAUUUUUCCUUAAAAUGAAGGCUGAACUGCAACAGACUAAAGACAAACUGGAGCAAGCCCAAAAUGAAUUGAGUGCCUGGAAAUUUACACCUGAUAGCCAGACUGGUAAGAAGCUGAUGGCGAAGUGUCGCAUGCUGAUCCAGGAGAACCAGGAGCUGGGCAGGCAGCUGUCACAGGGUCGCAUCGCCCAGCUGGAGGCUGAACUUGCCCUGCAGAAAAAGUACAGCGAGGAGCUCAAGAGCAGCCAAGAUGAGUUGAACGACUUUAUCAUUCAGUUGGAUGAGGAGGUGGAAGGCAUGCAGAGCACUAUCCUGGUUCUCCAGCAGCAGCUGAAGGAAACCAAGCAGCAGCUGUCUCAGCAAACACAGGCUGUGGGUACCUCUAGUGGCGCAGGUCCAAGCAGGACUGCUGCUUCUCCAUCCAGCGCUACCGAGCCUUCUGCUGAACCUGAAACGACCCCCUCCAGCAACUCCACUGGGGCAAAAGACUGCAGCCGUGUCUUCAAUGGUCCGUCCAAUGGCUCUACCCAGAGAGCUUUGUCCAGCUCUGGCCCAUAUCGGGAGGCAAGCAGUGCAGAUGAGGAUUAUCCAGGGUCACCCUGUACUUCCAGUCCUGCCCAUGGGGGAGGAGCCAAACUGUCAAACCACUCUGAGGGUGCAGUGAGCCAUGGCACAGGGGAUGGCUACGGGACUCUGAGCGCAGGUUAUGAGAGUGUGGACUCUCCGACAGGCAGCGAGGCAUCAAUGACUCAACACUCAAAUGACACAGACUCCAACACCGAUUCCCACGAUGCUGCAGCUGUCUCUAAGAGCACCAGGACAACAGGCACACACCACACCACUCACAAUGGGCUGGACUCUGCAGCUGCUGCUUCAACUGCCUCCAACCCCCCCACAGGGUCUGUUUUGUAAUCCUUUAAUUUUUUUUGUUUUAUUUUGUUUUUUUUAUAUACACUCAUGGCGAGCAAAAACAAGCCACACAUGUAAGGCCAGUUAGUUUUUGUUGGGGGUUUUUGCUUCAGGAAUUAAAAAUCAGAUAUACAUGUUUUGUUUUUUUUUGGUUUUUGUUUUUUUAGCCAUUUCCAUUCAUAACUGUUAUUUUGCAUUAUUACAUAGCUGAUUAUGUUGAGCAGUACAAGAAUUGAAUAACAAAUGAGCAGCAUGAGAAUAAAUAUCAGAUGUUUUAAGGUUUUAAAAUGUGCUCUAAUAGCAGCUCAACCUUUUUGUGUCAUUUUGUUCAUUAAACUGAAACAAGUCAUAAAACAAGUUCUGUUGCACCAUAAAAUCCAAUUAAGUCAGGAGGCAAGUUCUUUACUUGCUAUGCUUUUCAGAAUGUCCUUAGUUACUUGAUAAAUAUUAUUAAAAACAUUUUCUGUUCAUCCCCGUGGAAAACUGAGUUUUUGUUUACUUUGUGGGUAGUUUUUCAGAGAUGUAUCUUGUUGGAUUCAUAUUCUGAUUUCAAUUCAUUUCGUGUACUGACCAAAUAUCAAUAAAGGCUUUUAAUAUGA